AUGGUUGAUGAUGAAUCCGUAGAAAUCAGGAAUGACCGCACGCACAUCAGUGUUUGCGGUUAUGGACAAUGUCAUAAUUGCAAGCAAGAAAACAUUCGAAUUAGUGACCAUAAAUGUUAUAUGCAACGGAGAACCGGUAAAGGAGGACAUUGUGUAGAAUCAUGUAUCUGUAACGAAAAAUCAACAGAAAAACAGAAAAACUGUACGUUUUCGACAAAUUAUGUAUUUUUUGACUAUGAAGCUCAGCAAAAUACCGGUACGCACAUACCAAAUAUGGUUAUUGCUCACGAUUUUGAAGGCCGAAAAUAUGUAUUUUCUACAGACGACGCUGGUUCGGCCAAUGAUAAAUUUUGUAAAUGGGCGCUGAGCAAAGUAAUGAAAGGAACAACUUACAUAGCACAUAAUUCGAAAGCGUACGACACCUAUUUCAUUAUACAGUACAUUUUAAAAAAUAUGCCAACCGUCAAGUACGAAGUAAUUCGUAACGGGACCAAAAUUAUGAUGCUCGAAAUAAAAUAUGGGGGCUUAAACAUUAAAUUCAUAGAUAGUCAUAAUUUUAUACAGUCAAAAUUAUCUGAAUUUCCGAAAACGUUUGGACUUAAAGAAGCAAAAAAAGGGUACUUUCCACAUUUUUUUAAUACGCCGGAAAAUCAAAGAUAUGUAGGACCUUUGCCGGACAAAACGCAUUACGGUUAUAAUUCUAUGACGACGAAACACCGUGCAGUAUUUAUAAAUUGGCACGACGAAUUGAUAAAUAAGAAUUAUGUAUUUGAUUUCCAAUUGGAGUUGGAAGAAUAUUGCAAUUCGGAUGUCGACAUAUUACGAAGAGGGUGUUUGGAGCUGAGAAAACAAUUUUUGGACGUGUGUAAUAUUGAUCCUUUUAAAUAUAUAACGAUCGCUAGUGUUUGUAUGGCCAUUUAUCGACAGAGCGACUUGUCCGGUGGUACUAUAGCAGUCGUUCAAAAUGUUAAAAAAGACAAUUUUUCAGACGAUUCGAUAAAGUGGCUGAAAAGCAAAAUAUUGAACGAAAAUAAAAAUAUAAAACACGCGUUAAACGGUGGAGAAGUUACUAUAUGUGGUGCUAGAGUAGACGGUUACGACGAGACAGAGAAAAAAGUAUACCAAUAUCAUGGCUGUUUCUGGCACGGUUGUCCGGAGUGUUUUAAUCCUAACGAUAUUAACCCCGUUAAUAAUAACACUAUGACUGAUUUAUACAAUGAUACGAUAAGACGGACAAUUAAUUUGAAACAAAAAGGGUACCAAGUUGAAGAGAUGUGGAGUUGUAAAUGGAAAAAGCACAAAAAUUACAAACAAAUGAUGCAGUAUCAAAAUGAUGUAAUUGAACCACUAAACCCCAGAGACGCAUUUUUCGGAGGAAGGACCAAUGCCACAAAUUUAUACCCAACAGUAAUGUACUAUGACAAUUACCCCGUAGGUCAUCCUAAACAAUUUUUUAAUCCAUCAAUAAAAAAAUACUCGGAAUCAAAUUGGUAUGGUUUCAUCAAAUGCAAAAUACUACCGCCGACCGAUUUAUAUCAUCCCGUACUUCCGGUGAAAACUAAUAAAUUAAUAUUUACACUUUGUAAACAGUGCCAGCUAGAUAAAAUUAGACAAUGUACACACAACGAUGAGCAGAAAGCACUUAUAGGAACUUGGACAACGGACGAAGUACAAAAAGCUUUAGAAAAAGGAUAUAAAAUCAUGAAAAUUUAUGAAGUGCAACAUUUUGAAAAAAAAUCCAACACAUUAUUUAAGGAGUAUAUUAAGCGAUUUUUAAAAAUUAAGUUAGAAACAAGCUCGUGGAAAAAUGACUAUCGGACGGUUAAUGAUUAUAUUUCAGCAGUAAAAAAUGCAGUAGGAAUCGAUAUGGACAUUGAAAAUAUAAAAGAAAAUCCUGGAUUAAGAGCACUUGCUAAAAUAUGUCUAAAUUCGUUUUGGGGUAAGUUUGGACAAAGGCCUAAUCAGACGAAAACCAAAAUAAUAUCAAAACCGGACAGGUGGUACCAAGUAUUGUUGGACAGUAAAUUGGAAACUGAAAACAUAGUUUUUUUGACUGACGAUUUAGUGGAAGUGUCGUAUAAAAAAAUUAAUGAAUACGUCGGGCACGAAUAUAAUACUAAUAUAUACGUAGCUGCAUUCACAACAUCGAAUGCUAGAUUAAGAUUAUAUACCAUGUUAGAUAAUCUCGGCGAGAAAGUCGUAUAUUACGAUACAGAUAGUGUGUUUUAUAUUUACGAUGAUGUCGAAGUGAAGACGGGGUGUAUGCUAGGUGAGUGGACGGAUGAAUUAGGACCAGGUAUACAUAUAACCGACUGGGUAUCUACAGGCCCUAAAAGUAUAGCGCACACAGAUAUUGAAAAUCGGACAACGACAAAAAUAAAAGGAUUUACACUUGGUUACGAAAAUAUUCAAAAAUUAAAUAUGGACAGUAUGAGAAAAAUAAUGAACGAUGAAAUAAGGGACAUAGAACUGCGAUUUCAACAAAUAACACGAAAUUCAAAAACUAAGGAAUUAGUGACAAUAAUUACAUCAAAGACGUUUAAAAUGGAAUACGAUAAACGUAUGGUUAUGUAUUCGACCGGUGACGUAAUAGAAACGUUACCAUGGGGGUACUUGUAG
Metopolophium dirhodum (rose-grain aphid) is the source of this 2619-nucleotide messenger RNA. RefSeq lists its product as uncharacterized. Gene Ontology annotation, biological process: DNA replication. Bases 1 to 2619 code for a protein of 872 amino acids. The transcript is spliced from 3 exons. Gene Ontology annotation, molecular function: DNA binding; DNA-directed DNA polymerase activity; nucleotide binding. NCBI's taxonomy places the organism in Eukaryota, Metazoa, Arthropoda, Insecta, Hemiptera, Aphididae. The record is from RefSeq and is a predicted model, not a curated record.